AUGCUACAAUUGAAAUCCCUAUUACCACUCGCUCUAUUGCUUUUGAACAGUCUAGAUGCUGUCAAUGCUAAGGUUCACAAGCUAAAAAUUCAAAAGGAAGAUUUGACUUUGAAUGAAGAUGUCACUUUUGAGCAACAUAUUGCUAGUUUGGGUCACAAGUACAUGAACCAUUUCGAAAGAGCUAACCCAGAAGUUAGCUUUUCCAGAGACCAUCCUUUCUUUGCUGAAGGUGACGGUCAUAAUGUUCCAUUAACUAACUACUUGAAUGCUCAAUAUUUUGCUGAUAUUUCUGUUGGUACCCCACCACAAAACUUUAAGGUUAUUUUGGACACUGGUUCUUCUAACUUAUGGGUUCCAAGCUCUGAAUGUAAUUCAUUGGCUUGUUUCCUACAUUCCAAAUAUGAUCAUGAUGCCUCUUCCAGUUAUAAGGCAAACGGCACCAAAUUCGCUAUUCAAUAUGGUUCCGGUUCCCUAGAAGGUUACAUUUCUCAGGACACAUUGAAUAUUGGUGACUUAACCAUCCCAAAGCAAGACUUCGCCGAAGCUACCAGUGAACCUGGUUUAACAUUUGCUUUUGGUAAAUUUGAUGGUAUCUUAGGUCUAGCUUAUGAUACCAUUUCUGUUGAUAAGGUUGUCCCACCUUUCUACAAUGCCAUUGAACAAGGCUUAUUGGAUGAAAAGAAGUUUGCUUUCUAUUUAGGUGAUACCAAGAAGGAUGAAAAGAAUGGUGGUGAAAUUACCAUUGGUGGUAUUGACGAAUCAAAAUUCAAAGGUGAUAUCGAAUGGCUACCUGUUCGUCGUAAGGCUUACUGGGAAGUUAAAUUUGAAGGUAUUGCCUUGGGUGAUCAAUAUGCUGCAUUAGAAAAUCACGGUGCUGCUAUUGAUACUGGUACCUCUUUGAUUACUUUACCAUCUGGUCUUGCUGAAAUCAUUAACACUGAAAUUGGUGCCAAGAAGGGAUGGACUGGUCAAUAUACUUUGGAUUGUGACACUAGAGAUGGAUUACCAGAUUUGACUUUUAAUUUCAAUGGUAAGAAUUUCACAAUUUCUCCAUUUGAUUACACUUUAGAAGUUUCUGGCUCUUGUAUCUCUGCCAUUAUGCCAAUGGAUUUCCCAGAACCAAUGGGUCCAAUGGCUAUUGUUGGUGAUGCCUUCCUACGUAAGUACUAUUCCAUUUACGAUCUGGACAACCAUGCCGUUGGUUUAGCUGAAGCCAUUUAG
Molecule: messenger RNA, 1221 nt
Organism: Naumovozyma castellii
Lineage: Eukaryota; Fungi; Ascomycota; Saccharomycetes; Saccharomycetales; Saccharomycetaceae
Gene: PEP4
Product: proteinase A
Exons: 1
Coding region: 1-1221 (406 amino acids)
Source: RefSeq, a predicted model, not a curated record